CGCACGUGACUUGUCCUCUCUCAAAUAUGUCAUCGCUGGCAGAGAAGGCGACGAGCGAGGUCAGCUCUUUGGCUGACAAGGAUGUCGAUUCUACAGACACAGAGCUGAGGUAUAUGGCCUAUGGUGCCCGUCUCCGCACCGCUGUCAGGGCUACUCAUCGGUACAUUGCAUAUACCAGUGACGUUGGUGAAGCUUUUCGGCCCCUCGUCCCACCCACAGUCGUCAAGGCUGCAUAUGGUAUCUCCUGGCUAUACCUCUCUGCCGAUGUCUCUUAUGAGGCAUACAAGGCCCACAGACGUGGUCCAUCUCCAAGUGAGGUAGCACAUUUAUCUGAACCGACACGCAUUGGAUUAGUCGCUGUCAAACGUGCGCUGUUUCAGAGUAUCGCUAGCAUGGCCCUUCCCGCAUUUACCAUCCAUACGAUCGUCGCCCGCUCCAAACCCGUCUUUUCACGAUCCAAGCAUCCCCGCUUGCGCACGUGGGGCCCAACGGCCCUAGGACUGUCAGUCGUACCGAUCCUCCCCUAUCUAUUCGACAAACCCGUCGAGCACGCCAUCGAUCGUGCCUGGGAGUGGAUGGCGGCCCGUGCAUUUGCUAACAGGGUCGCAAAGAAAGAGGGAGCAAGACAAGAAGGGGACGAUGCUCGCGGAUAACUAAUUCUAGGCAGUCGACUUCCCAGCUUAUACUAUACCUCAUCUUGCCGCACUACUCCCCUGAUUUAAAGCACUAUCCACAGAAAGAUACCAUCACUG
Molecule: messenger RNA, 752 nt
Organism: Pisolithus orientalis
Lineage: Eukaryota; Fungi; Basidiomycota; Agaricomycetes; Boletales; Pisolithaceae
Product: mitochondrial 18 KDa protein-domain-containing protein
Exons: 4
Coding region: 27-653 (208 amino acids)
Biological process (GO): mitochondrial fission
Cellular component (GO): mitochondrion
Source: RefSeq, a predicted model, not a curated record